AUGGGAAAGCAUGAACAGGUGAAGUCCUUGGAUACCAACAAUUACAAGGUCAAAGCUAAGUCAACCACCAUGAUCCCUGAUGCCCAGAAGCAACUGAGGUUUGAACUGGAGUCACUCAAGAGUCAGCUACAGGCGCAGACCAAGGCCUUCGAGUUCCUUAACCACUCUGUGACCAUGUUGGAAAAAGAGAGCUGCUUGCAGCAAAUCAAGAUCCAGCAGCUUGAAGAGGUGCUGAACCCCGUGAUGUGCCAGACACAGAAGGAUCUGCACAAGUGGGGCCUGGAGCAAGGUCGGCAGGAGCUGUUCAGGGCCCUGGCCCAGGGUCUACAGGGACUACAGAAGACCCUGCAGGACAGUGAGGAGGUGCAGCAGGCCCGCACCACCCGCUGCCUGCAGCUGCUGGCCCAGGAGAUCCAGGACAGCAAGAAGUUCCUGUGGGAGGAGCUGGAGCUGGUUCGAGAGGAGGUGACCUUCAUCUACCAGAAGCUUCAAGCUCAGGAAGAGGAGAUCGCAGAGAACCUGGUGAACAUCAAGAAGAUGCAGAAGACUCAGGUGAAGUGUCGCAAGGUCCUGACCAAGAUGAAACAACAGAACUAUGACACCUGGAUGGAGCCUGAGGAGAAGUCCGGAAGUGGCAGCACCUGGAAGAACACCCUCCAUAGGGAGCUGAGUGACAUAUGGUGA
This is a messenger RNA of Elephantulus edwardii (Cape elephant shrew), 684 nucleotides long. RefSeq names its product coiled-coil domain containing 159 (gene CCDC159). The transcript is spliced from 8 exons. The record is from RefSeq and is a predicted model, not a curated record. Bases 1 to 684 code for a protein of 227 amino acids. NCBI's taxonomy places the organism in Eukaryota, Metazoa, Chordata, Mammalia, Macroscelidea, Macroscelididae.